AUGGACGGCCUCAGUGAUGCCGCCUCUCUUAUUACUUUGCUUCAGCUGGCGUCUAGCGUUAUCAAAUACUUCAAAAAUGUCAGCAACGCACCGAUUCAGAAAAGAAAACUACUAAGUGCGCUGGUACAAGCACGUGGUUUACUUUCAACUUUGAUCGAUCUCACAAAUGAUGUCGACGACGAAGACUGGUCACACACCAUUCAGAGCUUAUCCACACCCAACGGCCCGCUUUCUGCGUUUCAGGACAUUCUUGAGCAAAUAGCCCGGAAGAUAGGCGUGACAACAUCGGACUCCAACAUUUCAAGCGCUAUUGGUCGGCUUCGGUGGCCAUUUGAUCAAUCCCAAGUUCAAGAAAUGCUUGCCUCUCUUGAAAAGCUCAAGUCUUGUUUUCUCCUUGCCAUUGCAAAUGAUCAUAUACGCAUUUCUAUGAUCAUCCGAGAUGAACUUCAAGAGGUUCGUAGCCAGUUGACUACGAUGUUUAUUGAUACCCGAAGACAAACCACAAUCUCUCUAUCUAAGGAGCAAAAGCUCAUUGUGGACUCUCUGUCUCUAGUUAACUUAUCAGGAGAGCUAGAUGGAGAGAGAGUCAUAGAAAUGAGAGCAAGUACAGAGUGGCUUUUACUGCACGAAAAUUUCAAGCGAUGGCACGACUCGAGCACUACGCCAAGCACUCUCGUACUCACCGGAAACCCGGGUUCGGGAAAAUCAUCGGCGUGCCAGGUAACUCGAUUUUUCCUGAAGGCUUGGCAUCAGUCCGAGAUUGACAUCUGCAUCGCGUAUUUGGCCUUCAAUUCCCUACAGGGAGAGGACUUGACAAAGUCUAUGGCUUUAUCCAACAUCGUACAGCAAAUUUUACUGGAUCGUCCAUAUCUCAUGGACCACGUCACCGCUUUGAAAGUCACAGGUGGUCCACUAUCAAUAGUAGAGAGCAUUGAUCUGAUAUCUCGAGCACGCCGCGACCUCGAGCAGUUUUAUCUUAUUCUGGAUGGACUAGAUGAGGCUGGACAGGUGGGCAGAGAGCUUGUCGAGAGUCUCUUUACCAUUAAGCCACCCCUAAGAAUUUUAGUCAGCACACGACCAAGGCCGGAUAUUCUAGAGGCUCUUCAAAACUGUGUUUUCCUCGAUAGUCACCCAUCUGUGACACUUUCUGGUCAUCUCGAAUAUACGAGCAAAUUGCUUAAGGAGGACUCUCGCAUAUCAGGAUAUUUUAAUCAUGACCAUGACAACAUUGCCAAGGCGGCCAAAAUGAUUACUUAUCAAAGUCAGGGAAGUUUCAUAUACACGAAUGCUAUGGUGAAGUCUCUGGUACAGGCAGAAACUCAAGCCGCGUUCAAACAGUUAAUGUACGAUCCACCUUCAUCCAUCGUCGGCAUUUACACGUUAAUGCUGGACAAUGUGUUUCACCAGCCUGUGGAGAUUGCAGCUUUGGCCAGGAAGACUCUAAGAAUAAUACUUCAAACGGAUGGACCAAUGAGCGACCAGAGUUAA
Messenger RNA from Penicillium mononematosum, 1488 nucleotides. Its product is annotated as ATP-binding protein. The record is from RefSeq and is a predicted model, not a curated record. NCBI's taxonomy places the organism in Eukaryota, Fungi, Ascomycota, Eurotiomycetes, Eurotiales, Aspergillaceae. The transcript has 3 exons. The coding region runs from base 1 to 1488 and encodes 495 amino acids.